Molecule: messenger RNA, 1698 nt
Organism: Nicotiana attenuata
Lineage: Eukaryota; Viridiplantae; Streptophyta; Magnoliopsida; Solanales; Solanaceae
Exons: 6
Coding region: 1-1698 (565 amino acids)
Source: RefSeq, a predicted model, not a curated record
AUGGCAAUCACAACUUGGAGUAGGACAAUACUUCAAGGAGAGAAUGAACAAGUGGUCGAAGUGGAAGAUUCCGAACAAGAAGUUGAGGCACAAGUUGAGGUACCAGUUGUUGUUGAAGCUGAAAAAGUCCCAGAAGAGGUGAAAAUUCAAGAAGUAAACCGGGAAGAGGUUAAGGAAAAGUUAUCGGUGAAUAUUCCAUUUGUGGAAGUAUUUCAAGAGAUGCCUGGUUUUGCUAAAUAUUUGAAAGACUUGAUCACCAAGAAGAAAACCACCAAGAAUGAAGUGGUGAAUGUGACUCACCGGCAAGCAGGGUUAGGUAUGCUGAGGCCUACAAGUAUGAGGUUGCAAAUGGCCGAUCGUUCAAUAAAGAGACCGGUGGGGAUUGUUGAUGAUGUUCUUGUGAAAGUGGGAAAGUUCCUCCUCCCGGCCGACUUUAUGAUCCUUGAUUGUGCUGUUGACAAAGAAAUCCCUAUCAUCUUGGGGAGACCAUUUCUUGCUAUCGGAAGAGCACUUAUGGAUUCGGAACGAAAUGAGAUCAAGUUCCGAGUUAAUGACGAAGAGGUAGAACAAUUGUUAAAUGUCUUGAGAGAGCACAUGAAAGCCAUUGGGUGGACAAUAGUGGACAUCCGAGAGAUUCCUACCGGAAUUUAUGAGCACAAGAUACAAUUGGAGCAAGAGAGCAAACCAAGUGUGGAGCAUCAAAGAAGUUUAAACCCUUCCAUGAAAGAGGUGGUAAAGAAAGAAAUCAUUAAAUGGUUAGAUGCCGGGGUGGUCUACCCCAUUGCUGAUAGUUCUUGGGUGAGUCCGGUGCAAUGUGUGCCAAAGAAAGGAGGCAUGACCGUGAUUCGAAAUGACAAAAAUGAUCUCAUCCCAACGAGAACAGUGACUGGCCAUAUGCCAUUUGGGCUAUGCAACGCCCCGACUACUUUCCAACGGUGCAUGAUGUCAAUCUUCUCGGACAUGGUGGAAGAUUUCUUAGAGGUGUUUAUGGAUGACUUCUCUGUAGUGGGUGAUUCCUUUGAGCAUUGUCUUGACAACCUUAGACAAGUGCUCAAAAGAUGUGAAGAAACAAACCUUGUUCUAAACUGGGAGAAAUGCCACUUCAUGGUGGACGAGGACAUUGUUUUGGGCCACAAAUUUUCCAAACAAGGCAUAGAGGUAGACCGGGCAAAGAUCGAAAUCAUUUCCAAGCUUCCUCCACCCACUUCAGUAAAAGGUGUCCGAAGCUUUUUGGGGAACGCCGACUUCUAUAGGUGUUUUAUCAAGGACGUCUCAAAAAUUGCAAAUCCCAUGUGCAAGUUCCUUGAAAAAGAUGCAAAGUUUAUAUUUGAUGAGAACAAUUGGAUGGUGCUUGGUCAACGUCAUAACAAAAUCCUUCACCCUGUCUACUAUGCAAGCAAGACACUCAAUGGCGUUCAAAUGAAUUACACUGUGACUGAGCAAGAACUUCCUGCCAUUGUCUAUGCUUUUGAAAAAUUUCGGGCCUAUUUGUUGGGGUCCAAAGUUAUAGUUUACACCAAUCAUGCUGCUCUUCGCUAUCUUAUGGCGAAGAAGGAUGCCAAACCAAGAUUGAUUCGGUGGGUCCUUUUGUUGCAAGAGUUUGACUUUGAAGUCAAGUACCAGAAAGGGAUAGAAAAUCAAGUUGCGAAUCACCUAUCUAGGCUUGAAGAGGCAGGGAGACCAAAAGAAGACCUUUAA